AUGGCCUUUAAGUUUAUCGCUGCAUUCGCUCUCUGUUCUGCGCUGGUCGUAGUCAACGCCGCACCAUAUAUACAUCACGAAGAGAGCGGCGGACACGAGCAUGAGGUACACAGCGGCGGCUCUAGUCACGCAUCCAUACACUUGGUCUCACAUGACGAUCAUCAUGAUGAGCAUGGACACGAACAUGGUGAUGGCCAUGAUUCGCAUGCCGAGUACCAUUUCAACUAUGGUGUUAAGGACAAGAAAACCGGUGACUAUAAGGAGCAUAGCGAAAAACGUGAUGGCCACAAAGUAACCGGGCAUUAUGAGUUGAUUGAUGCCGAUGGCCAUAAGCGCACUGUCCACUACACAGCUGACAAACACAGCGGUUUCCAUGCCGUCGUACACCGCGAACCCACACAUCAUCAUGUUGCUGAUCACGGACACACCAGCUACUAUGGCGGUUAUGCCCAUCUCGAGGAACAUCAUGGUGGUGAGCAUGGUCAUGAACAUGGCCAUGGACACGGACAUCAUGGUCAUGAGAGCGGUUUCUCGAUCAAACAGGAGCAUGGUGUGCCUUUCCACCACGAAGCUCAUCACGAAAGCGCUCACGAAGGUGGUAGUGAAGGUGGCCACGAUGGUGGACACGGUUAUGGUGGUCAUUAA
Messenger RNA from Bactrocera neohumeralis, 645 nucleotides. Its product is annotated as histidine-rich glycoprotein-like. The coding region runs from base 1 to 645 and encodes 214 amino acids. NCBI's taxonomy places the organism in Eukaryota, Metazoa, Arthropoda, Insecta, Diptera, Tephritidae. The transcript is spliced from 2 exons. Gene Ontology annotation, cellular component: extracellular matrix. The record is from RefSeq and is a predicted model, not a curated record.